Sesamum indicum (sesame) is the source of this 883-nucleotide messenger RNA. RefSeq lists its product as uncharacterized. The record is from RefSeq and is a predicted model, not a curated record. Lineage: Eukaryota; Viridiplantae; Streptophyta; Magnoliopsida; Lamiales; Pedaliaceae.
AUUUAUUGGGAAAAAAAAAAGAUAAAGUACGUAAAUUGACUAAUAUUUACAACAUCGUUGUAAUUAAAAAAAAACAAUAAUAAAUAUAAAAAUAUCAUCCCUCCCAAAAUUAAAAAAAAAAUGAAGAUCUAAAAGCAUUAUCCAUACCCUCCUUAUUUAUUAAUACAACUUAGUAAUCACAGUUUGAAUUCGUCUCACCUCCCACCUUCCAACUGCUACCCAAAUAUUAGAAAAAACCUAACAUCCCCCCCACAUAUAAAACCCUCUCGUUUUGCUAUUUUCAGACAAUUCCAAUUCCAAUUUCUCUUGUUCAUCUCCUUCGCCAGUAACUCAAAUGGUACGCCCCAUACCAAUCCAUGUGGGUGAAAUCAGUUUCUCCCCAGUCCCUCUCGCAAUAGCCCUGUUUGUUUCGGUGUCUGCCCUCGUAGCACUCUGUGCAAAGCAUGCAAGGCAAGUCCCAAGCAAGUACGACGAGACCGAAACAAGCACGCCGAAAUCGCCGGGAUUACGGACGCCGAAGCAGCUCAUCACAACUCUCAGCAACAAAGCCAUGAUACCGCUGGUUCACGCCAAGAAAUCCCUGCUGCACCCAGGUAACAACAACACCAAAGCGCAAGAAGAGAUGGGAUUGUGGCAGAAGGCAAUCCUGAUGGGAGAGAAAUGCCAGCCGCCGGAGUUCUCCGGGGUCAUAUAUUACGACUACUCCGGUAAUAGGAUCCCGGAGAUGCCUAAGUCCCCCCGAGCCGCACACAUGAGCCCUUUGAGAAAUUUUACUUCUUUUCCUGCCCAGAGGAUGGAUAAGUCCUUGCAUUAAUCAUCAAACAUGGAUUUUUCUUUUUUGGUAAUGAUCAUAUAUCAUAGUUUUUGGCAUUUUCUUUUCUUA